This is a messenger RNA of Bradysia coprophila, 1750 nucleotides long. RefSeq names its product cytochrome P450 4d1-like. The record is from RefSeq and is a predicted model, not a curated record. Gene Ontology annotation, molecular function: monooxygenase activity; iron ion binding; heme binding. Lineage: Eukaryota; Metazoa; Arthropoda; Insecta; Diptera; Sciaridae.
UUCAUAUUCUUUAAUCAUCUCGAUUGUUUUAUUAUAAAUAUAAACGAAGAACUUGAGAACAUUAUGUUACAGUACUAACUAGAAGGUGUGAGAGUAAAUAGCACAGUUCAACGUUUCAGAAUAGACGCGUUAAAUCGAGAUAAUAAUAAAAAAGAAAUUAAUUUUAGUUCCACAAACCAAAGAGUUAAAGCGUGAAAAAUGUCGUUCUUACUUUUAAUUUUAAUCGGGCUGUUCGUUUUGUACAUCAGUCAAAUCAACUAUCGAAAAAUCUAUUUAUCACUCAAACUACCCGGACCAUUUCCUCUACCGUUCAUUGGAAAUGGUUUACUUUUCUUUAACAAAUCGCCAGCAGAAAUUUGGAAAACCUGUGAAAAAUUGGUUAAUGACUAUGGAGGCACUGUAUCCAUUUGGGUCGGUUCGGAGUUUGGAGUUCUGUUGACAAAUCCACGAGAUAUAGAAGUGCUGCUAACAAGUUCUAAGUUCAUUGAAAAAUCCGAGACUUACAGAUACCUGAAACCUUGGUUGCACGAUGGUUUAUUACUCAGUUCAGGUUACAAAUGGCUCCAAAGGCGCAAACUUUUAACGCCUGCAUUCCACUUCAAAGUUUUGGAGGAGUACACGAAAAUAUUCGAUCGGCAAAGUUCCGUUUUUGUCGACAUUUUGUCCAAAUAUAAAACCACUGACAAAGUAGAACUCUUUCCGCUGGUCGGCCUGUGUACACUGGAUGUUAUUUGUGAAGCGGCAAUGGGAAUCGAACUUAACGCCCAGCGAAAUGCCAAUUUGGAAUACGUUAAUGCAGUUAGAGAGAUUAAUCACAUCAUCACAUCUCGCAUAGCUAGUAGCUUCAAUCGUUCAGACAUAAUUUUCCGGUUCAGUUCAUUGUACAAACAACAGACAAAGACAUUGAAAAUUCUUCAUGGAUUCACGGAUGCAGUUAUACGAGAAAGACGACAAAAGCUUUUAGCCCAAAGAAAUAGUGCUCAAAGCGAUAGUGUAGUCAGUGAGGAUGAAGCUACAAAACCGACAACGUUUUUGGACAUCCUACUGCAAGGAAACAUUGACGGGAAUCCGUUGAGCAAUUCAGACAUUCGGGAAGAAGUUGACACAUUCAUGUUCGAGGGUCACGACACAACCAAAUCAGCAAUCUCAUUCUGCUUCUAUUCACUGGCCAGGUAUCCCGAAGUUCAACAGAAGUGCUUCGAAGAAAUCAGAAAUGUCUUAGGAGAUGAUCGAUCGAAAACGGUGUCGUGUAACGACUUGAAUAAUUUGCCCUAUUUAGAUUUAGUCAUCAAGGAAACACUUCGACUUUUCCCCUCGGUUCCAGUAAUGGGACGAAUGUUGAGUGAGGAACUAACCUUAGGCAAUUUUACGAUUCCAAAAGGGACAACCUUGGGAUUUUCUCCCAUUCAGUUGGCUCGCCUUUCAAAUUUAUUUCAAGAUCCACUGGAAUUUCGGCCGGAACGUUUUCUAGAGGAUACUACUACAGAAAAGUUCACGUUUUCUUAUCUGCCCUUCUCUGCUGGACCAAGAAAUUGUAUUGGACAGAAAUUUGCAAUGUUAGAACUGAAAGCUGUGGUGUCGAAAGUGGUAAGACAUUUCGAGAUUUCCUUGGCCGAAGACAGUAUGUCAGAUCCAGUAUUAAUCGGAGAAUUGAUCACAACUUCGGAGGAUAUAAUUAAUUAUCACAUUAAGCCAAGAUUGUAUUAAGUAAAUAAAAUUAGUUAAAAUUCAGAUGGCGCUACUGUUUUCA